Varroa destructor (honeybee mite) is the source of this 4078-nucleotide messenger RNA. It is a transcript of the gene mts, whose product is annotated as protein phosphatase 2 catalytic subunit mts. Gene Ontology annotation, molecular function: protein serine/threonine phosphatase activity. The record is from RefSeq and is a predicted model, not a curated record. Lineage: Eukaryota; Metazoa; Arthropoda; Arachnida; Mesostigmata; Varroidae.
UUACGGGUGCUCGUGCGGCCGCUGCGGUAGCUGUUACGAAUCCAGUGAGUAGUGUGCUGUGGUGGCGGAUUUACUAUCACUGCUAAUAAUACCAGUACUUGCCAAUUUUGUGAGAUCGGAUUCUUCUGAGGUUCCUAAUACUGUCGCGGCUAUUAACACGUAGAGAUAAUCGAUAUUUACUGCAUACUGAACUCAGUUUCCGUAGUCGAGUUGGGGAGGUUACUAGACUGAGGGUGCAAAAAAAUUAUAUCGGGUCACCAAAAGAGUGUUAUGUUUGGUAUUGUUUCGUGAGAAACUGCCUGAACUACGAUAGGUACUGCUACCACCAUUCAAGGGACUAUAUAGUAGAGACCAAGUGUAAUUGGUUUGUUUCGUGGAUGUUGAUGUUCAUGGUGGGGGUGCUGUGUUUGUGCUCAGUGCUCUCUUACUCUGCGUGCGGUCAUACCACCUUACCGCUACCGCUGGCGCUGCCUAUGCUGUCUCUGUUGUCUUGCCUCACAUAGUAAUAAUAAUAAUAACUACCAAGGAUCAGUUGCCGUUGCUUUCCAUCAUCACUUUGCGACUUGUUUCCCUGUCGUCAUUGGCAGCUACGCAAUGACGAGCGAUGAAAAACAGAUCAUAAAGGAACUCGACGGCUGGAUCGAGCAGCUUAACGAAUGCAAACAGCUCACAGAGAAUCAAGUGAAACAGCUCUGCGAAAAGGCUAAAGAAAUAUUGUCACGGGAAAAUAAUGUGCAGGAAGUAAAAUGCCCGGUCACAGUGUGCGGAGAUGUACACGGUCAGUUCCACGACCUGAUGGAACUUUUCCGGAUUGGCGGCAAAAGCCCUGACACCAACUACCUUUUCAUGGGAGAUUAUGUCGAUCGGGGAUACUAUUCUGUUGAGACUGUCACCCUCCUCGUGGCCCUAAAAGUCAGAUUUAGAGAGCGCAUCACAAUUUUACGAGGAAACCACGAAUCCCGACAGAUUACCCAAGUGUACGGAUUUUAUGAUGAGUGCCUCCGUAAAUACGGGAAUGCCAACGUCUGGAAGCACUUUACUGACUUAUUUGACUUCCUCCCGCUUACUGCACUCGUAGAUGGACAAAUUUUCUGCCUUCAUGGUGGCCUGUCACCUUCCAUCGAUUCACUUGACCACAUCCGCUCGCUCGAUAGGCUACAAGAGGUGCCUCAUGAAGGCCCAAUGUGCGAUCUACUGUGGUCUGACCCCGAUGAUCGGGGAGGAUGGGGUAUCUCACCCCGUGGCGCAGGAUACACGUUUGGUCAGGAUAUUUCGGAAUCAUUCAACCACAGCAACGGCUUAACACUGGUUGCUCGCGCUCACCAGCUUGUCAUGGAAGGUUACAAUUGGUGUCACGAUCGAAACGUUGUUACUAUCUUUUCGGCCCCUAACUAUUGCUAUCGGUGUGGUAAUCAAGCAGCCAUCAUGGAACUCGAUGACUCGCUUAAGUACUCUUUCCUUCAGUUUGACCCUGCACCGAGACGUGGUGAACCGCAUGUUACCCGUCGGACACCUGACUACUUCCUUUAAGCAAAUAUCACUUAUUAGCCCGGCCAGCCAUGGGCGCCUAUGUGCAAUUGGCACUGGAUGCUCGCCGUGGAUUCAUGAGCUUGGAUUAUUGGGUUCAUGGUUUUGGUUGGCAGCAGGAGAAGAUUAGCGACAACCGGUUGGCGAAGCGCUAAUAGGGCCUGGUUGUAUCUCGUUCAUGUCUGGUGUGUCUGGAGCAUCAAGCAGUAUCUUGUUGGUGGCCCUUUUGGAAACCGUGUGGACAUAAGCAACAUGUGCGCGUUGUGACACAAUGGGAAACACACGAGUGAUCGGUCAACUUUGAGUAAUUAGAAAAUGGCAAAGGCACGACAUAAGACAGUCGGGAGAGGCGCAAAAGGCAGGAAAAGUCGAGGCCUUGCUCUGUGGUGGGCUAGAUAUGCAAGACGUUGGUGGACAGAAAAAAGAUAAAGAAAAGGACAAGUAAAAAUUAAAGACUCCAAUUUAAACGAUGACGUUUUGGGAAUAGAGAGCACAUAUACGCAUAUUAGGAUGAAAUGCAAUUAUAUAUAUAUAUAUUCCUAAGAAGGGACAUUAGCUGCUUCGCCCCGCAAGUCCCGUUUGCCUGUCGUCGCGCAAGUUGCAAAACUAAGACAUCUAUGAUAAACAGCAACCAGCAACAACACCAAUAACAAUUAUUACUAUCACUACUACAGCAAGAAGAAUUUCAGCAAACAAUAGAAAAGGAAAAUUAACAGAGUCUACGUCGGUUCAGUGCAAAAGGCGCAAAAUAUAUAUACGAACGAAUGAGCAAGUAUUGUAUAUACAGUUGUAGAGCGUCGUCUGGACUCCAGAAUUUCAGGUCAAUGACGCACAGGUAGAACACGGCAUGCCAUGAAGUUGAUGAGAACAAAAUCGGUAGAAGAGACCUAUUACGCAUGAUCGUGCGUUUGUUCCUCUGACGAUGGCCAUCGUCAUCUAAAGUGAUCUAUCGAUUGACCGAUUAUCCAUUUGGGACUAAAUGUUGGAUUGAUUUAUAUUCAUUCUGUUGAUCGAUCCACGACAAUCGAUAGAACAUAUGUAAUUGAACAUUCAUUAUUUCGUAUGUAAAGUAUCUACUAAUUAGUAAUGAUUUGCUAAUUGUUGUUGUUAUUAGUAUUACAAUUUAUAUAUAUUACUUACUCUCAUAUUUUUUCUAUAACUAUCCUUAUUAUUAUUAUUACUAGUUUUCUGCAUACGAAAAGGUACGUUGUGGACCGAUUACCAGACAUGAAGACAAUCUGAUCCAUUUAAUUCCCUACUAUAGAUUAAUCGUAAAUUAACUGAUGAUGUAGUUAACAUUAAAUGGACGGAAAGCGAGGGCUUAAUGGACCUUGAGUUUACUGAAAUGGACAUACUAACGUUCAGAAAUAAGUAACACGUGAAUAGAAAAACAUCGACAAAAUCGAAAAAAGAGAAGGCGGAUGAAUGUAGGAGUUGAAGGGCGAUAAAACCAGAUAAAUUGAACAGAUGACAGAUAGAUGGAGAAUUGUGAUGACGAAGAGAUGAUAGGCAGUAAACAGAAGUAGAGAACCUGGUGGCACAUAACGUGAAUAGGACAAAGUGAGGAACUAACAACCGUAUAAACAAACUGAUGAAGUUACAAAGAGGGGGGCGUAAUUGAGCGAGAAUCUUCAUACGUAAAUUUCUGUGUAUGGAUGUGUGUUAAGGGUGUUGCUGAUUGAAGUGGUGUGCCUUUACUGCGAUGAGGUGGUAUGGGCUGCUUGGUUAUUGGGGACAGGGGGGGGGGGACGACGACGACGACAAUGGUAUGAACGUAUGUAAGGGAAGAUCAAUAAUGGCUUCAAGCUGGUAGUUAGGGGUGGGUUCAUAUUAAUUACGUCAAUACACCGAAAAUAGAAAAACAGCAACAACAACUACAACAAUGAGAAUGUGAAUUAAAUCAUCAAGGAAAACAAAAUACUGCGCGAUAUAUAGCGAUGGAGGAUGCUGCUAAUAAAAAUAAUAAUAAUAUGGAUCAUAAUGUCACCAAUACCAUAUGAUCACUCUGAACAAAAUGGAAUUAAAAUCUGAAUUUGUACGGUUGAAAAACGUACACUACAAACGAAAACCCAUUCAGGUUAAAGGAAUCAUUUACACCAAGAGUGACAUUGCCUUAUUGACAACUAACAGCAACAAAGACAAAAUCAAUGAAAACCAGAGUAAUAAAGAUUGUAAAACAAAGCGCAGCAAAAUGAUGAUAACAGAGAUUGUAACAGAGCGUAACAGAUUUACAAGAUGGAAUGUAUGGACUGUAGUCCAAAAGACACUAUACAAAGGAAAAGACAAGCAGCAGCAGUCGACAGGCAAAUGAUAUAAUAUCAUAAUAAGAAUAAUAAUGGAUAAGGCCUGCAUGGUGGUGAUGCGUGACGACGAUGAGGAUCAUUACAAAUGGAGCUGAGGAUAAUGAUAAACGGUAAUUAACGACGGCAUAACAAGCGACAGCACCACAAGGCAGGUAGGAGCGGCUUGCGGCUCUCCUUGAAUGAUAUAAAUUCUUUGUUUUAUUUAUAAAUGAAAUGGUAAUAAAUGUGUAAAAUAGUAGGAUCCAACA